AUGUGCACCCUUCCCGCCAUCCAUCCAUUCUUUCCAUCCAAAGAAGAAGAAGAAGGAGAAGAAGAAGGCUUCUACAUCUACGGCAGACAAGUCUCCUGGUCCGGAACAGUAAAAGGUAUUCGCAAAGAUCACGAGAUUUGGAAGUUUAUUGCUUCUUCCAACCCGAAUGGACAGGGCGGAGCAGGGGGAACAUGGGCCGUUGAAGCAGCUAGUAACCUCGAUGUGUUGAAAGGGUUGAACAUAGUGACGAGUAUGGCGUAUGCAGCUGGACAUGGAAGGGGGUGGUCGAUAAGGGGACUGAUGACGGGCGGCAGUGAUCCGGAUGCGAAUAGCACGGCGAGAGUGAGGAUAUCGGGAAUGGUGGAGUAUGAGUUUUCUACGCAAAAAUGGGCGAAUUAUGCCGAGGUUGGGUUCUUGAGGAAGGAUGAGGCUUUGGAGGGGGGAAGGGUGCAUUUCGUUGACCUCGAACUUGGGAAGGAUGGGAACGAGGGAGGAAAAGGAGUGGUGAUGGUCUUGGGAGGAGAAGUCUUCACCGUGCCGGUGACAAGGAGGGGCGAUUCGCGAGGGAUUAUUCGCCCGGAUUUUUUACUGGACUUCAUGAACGUGACGUUUUUUGAUGAAGAGACGAAGAAGUGGUACUCGCAGACCACGACGGGGAGCCCGCCAAAUGGAAGAAUGGGGCAUUGUGUUGCUGGUGUGAGAAGCCAGGCCGGUACCCAUGAGAUGUGUGUUUCCUUUUUGCAAUAUUUUCCUGGAUCAAGUACUGAUAUUUGGCAGCUUCGUCUAAGGCGGCGCAGACACCGGAUUCACCGAAUCCUACGAUACCUAACCUGUACGUCCUUUCGCGUCCGGGAUUCAUCUGGUUUCGCGUCAACGACCGUUCAGACGGGGGCCAUUCCCACGGGACUUGCGCGGUGGGGACUGGACAAGGUCGAAUGGGACUCGGACGACGUGAAGAGGAUAUUCCUGGCCAGGCCUGUGAGCUUUGAGAAAGAGACCAGUUCAUCAAACGAACCAUCAUCUGACGGCAGUGGUUCCUCCGGCGGCAGUGGUUCUUCGGACAGCAAAACGGGUGAAAGCAACGACUCCUCCAAAAAGUCCAACAUCGGACCUGUUGCAGGGGGCAUCAAGAACAAAAACAAGAACCCACAAGCGGCGGUCGAACUCCCCGCCCAAGAGCCACAACAACCAGCAGCAUCAGGUUCAUAUGACCUCUACGGGCAGCAGAAGAAGGAGCUUCCUAUCGAUUCUCCAGCCGUAGAGGCGUACGUCCCGCCAGCCGAGCUCCCAAGUAAUGCGUACAACCGGUGGGAGCUCCAUUCGGACGAACGACCAAAUGAGUUGCAUGGGAGUGCAGCACCGCAAGCACAAGAACUUCCAGGGUCGGGUAUUGAAGGCCAUGGGAUGAGGCCGUGA
Molecule: messenger RNA, 1416 nt
Organism: Sordaria macrospora k-hell
Lineage: Eukaryota; Fungi; Ascomycota; Sordariomycetes; Sordariales; Sordariaceae
Source: RefSeq, a predicted model, not a curated record